This is a messenger RNA of Linderina pennispora, 1355 nucleotides long. Its product is annotated as RNA-binding domain-containing protein. The coding region runs from base 195 to 1142 and encodes 315 amino acids. The transcript has 3 exons. Gene Ontology annotation, molecular function: RNA binding. The record is from RefSeq and is a predicted model, not a curated record. NCBI's taxonomy places the organism in Eukaryota, Fungi, Kickxellomycota, Kickxellomycetes, Kickxellales, Kickxellaceae.
GCAUUCCAGCGCUUUCCUUUCCUUCCCUCGAUACUUUUCGGCCUUUCUUUUAUUCUGAAUUGAGCGCUUCAGCACUUGUACACGGGUCGCGAGACAAGCACAGGGGAAGAAGCACACAGGCGGAUUUCGACAUCAGCACAGCAGCCACAGACGCACAUACCACAAGAAAAGGAGCUUGAAAAAGAAAUAAAACCAUGCCUGCCAAGAAGAAGGGAAACAAGGGACAGAAGAUGAGUCUGAACGACUUUCUGAACGACGGCCCGACGACGUCGUCGUGGGCGGACGAGGAUAUGGAGCUGCCCUCGGCGCCGAUGGCGGUGGCAGCGCCGCGCAGCUCGCUGGCGGACGCACCGGAUCGCAAGGACAUGGUGGGGCGCAGCAGCGACUCGUGGGCGGCGCGCGAGCCACGCGAGCCGCGCGGGCCGGUAGAAUUCCCGACCAACCCUCCCUUCACAUCAUUUGUGGGCAACCUGCCGUUCAGCGUGGACGAGGACCAGCUGCGCGACUUCUUCUCGGGUGUCACAACGGUGCGGCUGAUCCGCGACCACGCGACGGAGCGGCUGAAGGGAUUCGGGUAUGUUGAGUUUGAGACCUUGGAGGACCUGAAGCAGGCGGUGGAGAAGGACGGGGCUGAGUUCAGCGGCCGCCAGAUCCGCGUCAACGUGUCGGAGCAGCGCGAGGAGCGCGCUCGCAGUGGCGGCGCGAGAACCGCGAUGCCGAGUGGGGCCCGCCGCGCACGCCGCGCGAGUACCAGCCGCCUAGGGAGCGGUCGGCAAGCCGCGAGCCGCGCGCCCCCCGCACGCCCACCCAGGCCGAGCAGGCUGCGUCGUGGAGGAUGCCCAAGAAGCCCACCGACGAGCCGGCCAGGAAGCCCGCCGACGAGCCGGCCAAGGAGGCUGGCGAGGGCGAUGAGGGCUGGAGCCAGGUGGCCGGCGAGAAGCCCCAGCAGCCGCGCAGGGCGCCCGAGACUGAGCGCCGCGGAAGCGGCCAGGGUGCGGCGCGCGGCGGCAGGACGACCGGCGGGUUCUUCAAGCGCGAAGGCCGAACCGGCGACGACGGCGGCAGCUGGCGGCGCUGAGGUAGUGCAUUUCUGUUCACCUUUUCUUUACCUGAAUUCAACCCAGAGGAUCAUGUCUAUCUGACCAAAACCCGGCCCAUUCUUGCAGGCCAUUCUGAACCUGAGUCGUAAAAAACGAUCGGCGGGCUAGCAUUAGCUUGCACAGGCCCAAAAGAAGCAAUAUGAAAAUUAGCGACCACAGCACAUGGGCUUCUUAGCAUGAGCGCUGUUUCUCCCUCUUUUUCCUGCUCCUCUGCUCUUUCCCUCUAUCUAUUUUUGUUUCUAUACCGUUCACCGU